Helobdella robusta is the source of this 1776-nucleotide messenger RNA. RefSeq lists its product as hypothetical. The transcript has 8 exons. Lineage: Eukaryota; Metazoa; Annelida; Clitellata; Rhynchobdellida; Glossiphoniidae. The coding region runs from base 1 to 1776 and encodes 591 amino acids. The record is from RefSeq and is a predicted model, not a curated record.
AUGCCCUGGUUCGUUCAAGGCGGCCGACCAGCCUCCGGCUGGUUCAUCUGCUUCCGCGCGACCGCCUCUAACCGCUGCACCUGUCAUCAACCCUCAUGUUGCUACACGCGGUUCUCGGCGUCGGUCUCGGAGAGUCCCUCCCAAGUAGAUUCUUUUCAUGUUUUUGACAGGCUGACGGUCGUUUUGAGGACUGCCCAUCUGUAUGAUCACGUUCCCAAACCGUGCAGAGACAAGGUAUCUAAAGCAUUGUCGGCUUUAUUGACGGCCGUUUGCGAUGAUCCCUGCGACGCGGCCCAUUGGUGCAGGCUCCAAUGUUUUUUCGCAUUUGUUUUGUUCAAGCCCACCAGGGGCGGUCGCAGGACUAAUCAAGCCAAUUACGUUAUUAAACGGUUGGCCGAAUUCAGUUCGACCGAGGUCGAGAUUAUUGUGGCAAGCUUCAACACUGACCACAACACCAAACCGCGUAAGCACAAUCCAAACAGUUGGAUUAGUGCAGUAACUACUCGGAUUGAACAGGGCAGUCUCUCGGCGGCCGUCAGACUUGCUUGUUCGCCCGCGGGCCUGGCGGAGAGCUCGCCUGAGACACUCGCUAAACUCAAGGCUAUUCAUCCCAGUGCUCCAUUGAACAGGCGAGCUUUUCCCGCGCAGGAGCCGUCUAAUGGUCGCGUUUCACCAGCCCAGGUGUUGACGGCUUUAAAGUUGUUUAACAAUGGUUCAUCGGGAGGCCUUGAUGGCUUGAGGCCUCAGCACAUAAAGGAUUUACUUUCCGGUCCGAUGCCCACCGAUGAAUUGUUAAAUAACCUCACCCGAGCCGGCAGGUGCUUGGCGUGGGACGUUACCGUUCCGGGCACCUUUGCUGAGCGCUACGUGCAGCUUACUAGCAGAGAAAACGGUUUGGCUGCAACCAGGGCAUCUGACGAGAAGAUCAAGAAGUACGACGGAGCUCUCCCGUCAAUGGAGUUUUUACCGAUUUGUAUCGAGCUAGUCUUCUUCCUGUCAGCCUGUUGGAAGACUGUAUUUGUCACCACAAGAUUGUGCUCUGUACAAAAUUCGAGGAGCAUGGUUCUAUUUGAAUUUUCCCUACCAACUCCAUUUCGUCCAAGCACUUUUGGCCACAAGAUGUGCGUCACCGAGCUGCCCAUAAAACAAGCUCUUCUCCUCAAAAGUUGCUCCAAGCGUUGGCGCAUAGCAGCUGAUCAAAGUAGCAGUGUGACCACCCUCCAGGAGUGUGCUACGAAUGGCAAAACCCACUCCACCAGUACGCACCUCACCUGCAGGAUGACCUUGGCAAAAGAAGGUGUAACCAGCACCUCUCUCCUCAAACUGUGUUGCUGCAGAGAUUCUUGUCUCGCUGAGCGCAGCAACAUCGAUGUCAUAACGCGCAAGACUUUGUUUGCACAUCCAUUCAAGCAUCAGACCACCAAGACCACCUUCACACUGGUUGAUUUAAGUGGAGCAUGUUUGUGCGGCAUGCUACUCUCUCUCCUCCACAGGGGUCGGUAUCAGCAGACACAACGAGUUGAGACACACCAGUGUGGACGCAGAAGUUUGGAUGAAACUGCGAAGUAUACAAACACAUUUUCUCUCACAUAUAAGCACCAUCUGCACAGUUACAAAAAUAUGAACAACAUUUUUCUAAGAUAUGGACGUAGAUGGCAAAUUGAUGAAAAAUAUGCAUACGAAACGGUAAAUAGUCAGAGUAACGAAAAAUGCCCAUUAUCGAUGUUUUUAAUGUUGAAGGGAAUCACACUGUUCCAUAAUUUAGGAGCUGUAUGA